UCGUGGUGUUUGGAUGUGAGGGAAUUUCGCGCGCUCUCUCACUAAAAUUACGUCGCUCGUAAAAUUGACGAUAUACAGAUGGAUUUCAGUGUAAUGUUAAACAGUUUUAAGUUUUAGCUCGCAAAUGGAGCAUUUUUAUGGAGUUUGGUGUGUGAUUAAAAUGUUUUAUUGUGACGGGAUUAUGUGAAAAAAGAUUUAUUGUGGUGUGGUUUGUGUCUAAUCCGUGUUAAAGAAUUCUGGGUAAUACAGUGUCUGUGCAGUAUAACAGGUACUAAAUGCAUCGCAAGUGAACUAAGUGAGAACAAGUGUUAGUGAUGUGCCAUAUGAAAGUGCUUAUCGAUAUCGAUAGAUACGACUUGUGUUGACAAUGCCGCUCUCGAGGUCACAUAUGAUAUCGAGUGUGCUCUGCACUAUUCUGCUGCAGUACUGCGUCGAGAGCCAACAGGAGAACCUUAUAGAAGAAGCAUCAUCAAUCGAGUCCCUACACGCACCGACAGGGGGUGGCGUGGAACUACCUUGUGACGUCACACCAGCGCUGCCUGACGAUCGGAUGGGGCUGGUCAUCUGGUACAAGCAGGGCCACGAGUCGCCUAUAUAUACAUUGGAUACUCGGGAGGGCGUGACGUCACACUGGGCGGACGCCACUCUAGGAGUGAGGGCCACCUUCCGGAGUGACACCAGACCUGCUGUACUUGUCCUCACUAAAUUAAGGCCUGAAGACAGUGGACAGUACCGAUGUCGAGUAGACUUCAUCAAAUCGCCUACCAAAAAUACUAGACUGAAUCUCACUGUGUUAAUACCGCCAGAACGGCUGAUCGUUCUGAACCACGAAGGCAACGAGGUCCGAGGUGGAGUUCUAGGACCCUAUGAUGAAGGGACCGAAGUGAACCUCACCUGCAUCGCUGUGGGAGGUCGUCCAAUAGCGCGAGUCUCGUGGUGGAAGGCCCACGCACUGCUCGCCAACUCCGAGGCGAGGGCUACCGUCUCAUUCAGGCUGCAGAGGUCUGACUUCGGCACUGAUGUAACCUGUCAGGCCGUUACCGACCCUCUCAUAGCUCCAGUUUCAGAAAACAUAUCGAUUGAUGUCAACCUGAGACCACUCUGGGUCCGUCUUCAAGGUGGCAAGCGACCUCUUGUGGCUGGCCAGAGCACCGAGCUGGUCUGCCAAGCUGUGGGAGCCAGGCCGAAACCAACCAUAUCAUGGUGGAAAGGAGGAACCAGGCUAAAAACUGUUAGAGAAACGACCUCUACAGACGGUAACGUAACUAGCAGCAUCUUGACGUUCGUGCCAACGAUAGAAGAUGCUGGCAGGGUGCUGUCCUGCAGAGCAGUGCAGCCCAGUCUACCACAUUCUACGCACGAAGAUGGAUGGAAGAUGGAAAUACAACAUUUACCGGUAGCCAAACUGGAGCUGGGCGCUAACCUGGACGCCAGCAAGGUGGUGGAAGGAUCAGAUGUCUACCUGGACUGCAGAGUACGAGCCAACCCAUGGCAUAACCAUGUCUACUUCACGCAUAAUGGUGUGGUAGUAAAACCAGGUCCUGGAGUCCUACUAGCCAACCAGAGCCUGGUGCUCCAGCGAGUGUCUAGAAAAGCGGCUGGUGCCUACGUGUGUUCAGCCAGAAACGCUUUGGGUGAAGGAUCUUCGGAAAACCUCAUUCUGGAUGUGAAAUUUGUGCCAACCUGCAAGUCUACACAACCGAUCGUGGUGCGGGCAGCCAGAGGGGAGAUCAUUGAGAUCGACUGUGAUCUGGACGCUAAUCCAAAGGAGUCAAUGUCAUACCAUUGGUGGUUCAACAGUUCUGCUCACAGCAAACACGAGCUCACCACGUCACCGAUGACCACCAUAACCAAUUUACCAGGUACCUACGUGUACAUGGUAAACACAUCAUCAGACUAUGGCUGGGUGCAGUGUUCGGGAACCAACUCCGUGGGACGGCAGACGAAGCCGUGUCUCUUUCAUAUAUUACCAGCAGAUAAGCCGUCGACACCAAAAUCCUGUGAGAUUACCAACGUGACAUACGACUCUUUGACCCUGAACUGCACACCAGGACAUGAUGGCGGGAUCCACCAGUCAUUCUUAUUAGAAAUCUUCGACAUGGCAACAGGGUUGCUUCUCCGAAAUGUAAGCAGUGAUGACCCAGAGUUUGAAGUGGCAGGGUUGUCAGCGAGCAAUUCUCUAGCAGUGUCCGUCAGAGCAUUCAACAAGAAAGGAUAUAGUGAAGCGUUAACCUUAACUUCUAGUUUGCUGAAAUACCCUCAACGGCAUACAGUUGUUGCAGCUCAAGUGCCUGUGAAGGUGGAACUAACAACAGUGUUGAUCAUCGUGCUGGGAGCUGUUGGAGUCAUCGCCGCCAUGACAGCUGUGCUAGCUAUUGUGUUCUGCUGCAAAUACUGUAAUAAACGAGAGAGGAAAAAUGAAAAGGACAAAAGACAACAAGAUGAAACCUCAAAUAUACCGUUAACAGGAACCAAGGAGUCGGAAAGCGUUGAUAGUCUUGAUAAAAAUCCAGACAUCAUACCCCUAGACGGAAAAAUCAGCGACAGCUGCUCAAAUAAAUCUUCUACAACCGACUACAGCUCAAUAAGACCACUCAUAUCAAAAACUACGGACAAAUAUGAUUUGUCCACAAAUUGCGAUCGAUUCUAUGAUCAUAACAUUGAUCCUUGCAACCAAUACAUACAAGUGCGUCCCAUGGAAUAUAGACGACCAACAUAUGCGCCAACUUUGCAAAUGCCCAAUCUUGGGCCGAGUAUACAAAGUUUGGGACCAAUGAGCAGCUUGCAUAUGCCAAAUGUUGGACCCAACGAUUGCCACAGACAGCCUUAUGAUAAGGUUUACGAAGAUUGGUUGAAGUAUAAGAAUGCUUUGCCGUUGAAUACCAGUGGGUUGCUACCAGCAGAACAGCUAUUACCACCAGAAUUAUACGCCACGCCACCUCCACCGUCUCUCUACAGCAACCCAAACAGAAACCCUUUAAACCUGACUCAAAUGCCUGAGUUAGAACCUAGAUACCACUUAGAGCCUAGGUCUCUAGCCAUGGACUCCAGGAGUUGUUCCAGCUCGCCGCCUGUGAGAUUCAACCCUGAGAAUAAUAGCGUAUACUUCAGUAAAGGCGUGCUGGACAGAACUACCAAUACGCUGCCACAUUUGAAACCUACUAGGAUUAAUGGAAACUCCCCAACACAGCUGCAGAGUGAUCCAAAAACUGUCACAAAAUCCACGGACACUUCGCUAGAACCAGUAAAAAUGGCGAAAGAGUGUGAAUGAGACAAAAAGUACUAGAAAGGACUGUAGAUCCUUUCAAAUACUUCACAAAAAUAUGGACAAAGUGAAUCAAGUGUGGACUAGGUGAAAUGGCCUCGUGUUAAGGCCAAUGGCCUAGGAAUUAUUGGCCUGUGUGCGUUUUAAAGAUGUUGAGUGUACUUUAAUGUGUGAUAAACAGUCUUCAAAAUCGUUUUUGGACCUUUGGACCCGUCCGUUGUGAUUUUAUUAUUGAUUUUCUACUAAAAAACGUGAUUUCUGUUUUUUAAAAUUGAUUUA
Molecule: messenger RNA, 3544 nt
Organism: Spodoptera litura
Lineage: Eukaryota; Metazoa; Arthropoda; Insecta; Lepidoptera; Noctuidae
Product: synaptogenesis protein syg-2
Molecular function (GO): protein binding
Source: RefSeq, a predicted model, not a curated record